UUUAAGAUAUGGGCCAAUAAUAUACUUAAACAAAGAUCAUUAGCAAUACAUAAUGAUAUAAUGGAUGAUCUAUCGGAUGGAAUAUUAUUGAUUAAUUUGAUGGAGAUAUUGACGAAUAGGAAGUGUGAAGGCAAUCAUAGUUCAAAGCCAACAAACAGGUUUCAAAAGAUAUCCAAUGUACAAUUGGCAUUGUCGGCAAUCGAACGCUAUGGCAUACGUCUGAUAAAUCUCUCGGCGGACAACAUCGUCGAUCGCCACAAGAUGACCCUGUCGCUCAUUUGGCGCAUCAUCCAAAAGUUCCACAUACAGCAGUUCAUGAGCGACGAGGAUCUCGAGCCAGACAUUGACGACUUUGGCGGCGGCAGCGGUGGCAACGCUGCGCCACGUGCUCGCGAGAACAUCUACAAGACCACACGCGGCAUGCCCAGCACAUCGAACAAGACACCGCGUGAAGCCCUACUGCGAUGGUGUCGUCGCGAGCUCGAAAGCUACACGCUCAACACACCAAUCACCAACUUUACCAAGUGCUUCCAGAACCCGCAGGUGUUCUACGCGUUGGUCCACCAUCAGGCGCCAACUGCCAUCACUCUGAACGAGCUAAAUGAGCUGGACGAGGUCGCCGGCCUCAAGAAGUGCUUUGAGGUGGCCGAGCGCGUGCUGGGCAUCCCCUCGAUGCUACAGCCGCAGUCAAUCAUCGAUGGCCAGCUUGACGAGAGCUGUAUAAUGACCUACGUGGCUUACUUCCUCAACUUCCAAAGGACGGGCCCGUCUGGCCCCGUGACCCAACACCAUCGCGGCCACAAUCGCGCCUCGUCCACUGGCUCCAACACUUCGACAUCUUCCGCCGCCAGCUUCACAAGCCCCUCUGGCGGCAUGUACAAUACUCUGGCGUCCAGCGAUGGCAAAUUCAAGAGGCCGCCACUCAAGCGCCAGGACACGUCGUCCACGUCGGACAAGAUGUCCAUCUUCACCCUGGCCUCACCCCCAACCUCUCCCUCAUCCAACAACAACAAUAUCAACUCAUUACUGCCACACAGCGUCAUGACUCCACCAACAUCACCAGGCAGCGACUACAGUAGUAUCAGCAGUCUAAAGACUACAGCCACACAACCUCCUUCUUCAUCCUCCUCAUCAUCAUCGUCUGCAGCAGCAAUCGCGUCCGUAAUGGCCAGUCUCAAGCAAGACCUGUUGCGAGUCACUGGCAACCACGAAGCAGCGCUCAACAAGACUGCGUCGCGACUCGAUCAGAGUGUAAACGUCGUGGGCGAGAAGCUGCAGCAGCUCGAGAAGAAGGUCAUCACAUUCAAGCAGGGCAUGAACAACAACACAAACAACCCAACUCCAAUCACUACGCCACCAUUGUCAGCGGUCGUUGGCUCACCUGCGUCGAGCGGUGCCAGCCCCGCGGCGGCGGCAACCUCCCCACCAACAGUAGCGGUGCCCAAGGCGUCAAAGAAGAAGGACAGGAAUGGCGAGACAAAGGAAGAGCGCGAGCUACGUCGCGAGCAUCGAAGAAGCAGGAGAAAGCAUCGUGAGGAGAAGAAGCGCGAGAAGGAGAUGCUAGGCAGCGCAGCCACACUGACCAUGUCGUCAUCAUCGUGCAGUCUUCUCAGCCACGAGGAGGUGCACCAUAUGGAUCGCGAGGAUCAACGCAAGGUUGUCAAGGUGCAGGCGGUGGUGCGCGGCUACCUUGCUCGUCGCCAAUACAAACGCAUCAAGAACAGACGCGACGUUGCAAUGGAACUGCUGACCACCGAGCGAUCAUACAUCAACAGCCUUCAGAUCCUGGCGCAGGAGUACCUGACGCCGCUGCGCAAGAUGUCCGAGCAGCUCAACAUCACCACCAACGUGGACAACCUCAAGUCGCUGAGCGACAACAUUGCCGUCAUCACCAACAUCAACACUAGUCUUCUCAACCUGUUCAAGCAGCGCAUCGAGUCCAAGCCGUGGCACUGCCACACGCUGUUUGGCGACAUCUUCUUCAAGCUGUCGGACCUUCUCAGGUGCUACAUCUCCUACGUCAACCAGUACAACCGCUCGCUCAACUCGGUCAACGAGUUUAUGAAGCACUCGGCGCUCAGCGACUACAUCACAGCGACGACGCUGCGCACCAACCAACGCCUGAACGACCUGAUCAUCAUCCCCGUGCAACGCAUCCCACGUUACGUCCUGUUACUGGAGCAGAUGGCCAAGGUGACCGAGGCGUCGCACCCGGACCGCGCACAGCUCGUCCAGGGUCUGGCCAAGGUGCAGUCGAUCGCCGACUAUGUCAACGAGAAGAAGCGCGACUUUGAGAACGUGAUCCACGUGUCGAUCCUGCAAGAGUCGAUCACAGGCUUCAACAUCAUGGACUACCCGUCGCUGCGGUACAUCCUGGAGGGCGACCUGCAGAUCUACAUGCCCUCGUCGGGCAGCGGCUACACCAAGGGUGGCAACUCAAUGAUGGGCGGCUCGUCGUCGGGCAGCUCGCAGGACAAGGAGAUGAAGGGCGCGCCCGUCGCCACGAUCUUCCACGUGUUCCUGUUCAACCAGAUGCUGGUCAUUUGUAAAUAUAAGAAGGGCAAGGAGAGCUACUUCCUGUCCAACAAGCACCUGUUCACGUCGUCCAACGAUCGCAAGUCUAAGCAGCCCAAGUACAAGUUCAUCUUCAAGCAGAGUCUGACGUGCGACACCACUCUCUCGCACAACAAGUCCGAGAGUUGGUUCAGUGUGGACAAUCAGCAGGACUUCAAGAAGUUCAUCGCCAAGACCGUGGCCGAGAAGGACAUGUGGAUACAGCACAUUCAAUCAUGUAUCACCAAGGCAACCGAGAACAAAAAGUCCAAAGUCAAUACAUCGUCUGGCUCUCUU
Acytostelium subglobosum LB1 is the source of this 2850-nucleotide messenger RNA. RefSeq lists its product as hypothetical. The transcript has a single exon. NCBI's taxonomy places the organism in Eukaryota, Evosea, Eumycetozoa, Acytosteliales, Acytosteliaceae. The annotation marks the transcript as partial. The record is from RefSeq and is a predicted model, not a curated record. Gene Ontology annotation, biological process: intracellular signal transduction. Gene Ontology annotation, molecular function: guanyl-nucleotide exchange factor activity; protein binding.